ACUUUGAAUUGGAGUCACAUGUAGAUUAAAUUUUUGAGACUCAGUUUAAUUAUCAACGCGCCCGCGCUACGUUUAAUUGUUCGGUUCAGCAGAUCAGACACUUAAUUCGAAAUGGAUUUGAUUUCAAACGGAUGGUUCAGUGAAGUUCAGAAUGAACUCUGGCCUGGACAAUCUUUUUCGCUGAAAGUUAAAAAAGUCCUGCAUAAGGAAGAUUCGAAAUUCCAAAAUAUUCAAAUUGUUGAAACUGAAAACUAUGGAAUGUGCUUGAUACUGGAUGGAAUCAUACAAUGCACAUUAAGAGAUGAAUUUUCCUAUCAGGAAAUGAUUUCAUUUCUGCCUCUCUGCUUACAUCCGAACCCAAAGAAGGUCCUUAUUGUUGGCGGCGGCGAUGGUGGCGUAGCCAGAGAAGUUGUCAAGCAUCCCCAGGUUGAGGAAGUCCAUCAGGUGGAAAUCGACGAUCGCGUUGUAGAACUUUCCAAGCAAUAUUUACCCUCGAUGGCAUGUGGAUUUGAAAACCCAAAAUUGAAGCUGACUAUCGGCGAUGGAUUCGAGUACAUGAAGAAUCAUUCAAAUGAAUUCGAUGUUAUCAUAACAGAUAGCUCAGAUCCAGUUGGCCCAGCUGUUUCCUUGUUCCAGGAAAGCUAUUAUGAAUUAAUGAAGAACGCCCUUAAGGAUGGCGGUAUUGUUUGCUCGCAAGGAGGCAGCUUUUGGCUGGAUAUCGCACACAUUAAGAAAACUAUGGAUGGCUGUGGACAGCAUUUUGCAAAAGUUGCCUAUGCAGUGACAUCGGUUCCAUCUUAUCCUUGCGGCCAUAUUGGUUUUGUCAUAGGUUCUUUGAAUAAGAAUCAAGUUUUCAAAACUCCCACAAAGAAAUUUGAGAAUUCCGAAAUUGAUUCCUUGAACCUAAAAUACUACUCGAGUGAAGUUCAUGCUUCUGCCUUUGCUCUACCCCGUUGGGUCGAGAAACAUUUAUACGAAUAACUAUUUAAUAAUGACAUUUUAACAGGGACACUAAUAAACAGGUUUUAUUUCAAACAAAAGAAAAAUACUGUA
Drosophila willistoni is the source of this 1053-nucleotide messenger RNA. RefSeq names its product spermidine synthase (gene SpdS). Gene Ontology annotation, cellular component: cytosol. The coding region runs from base 112 to 981 and encodes 289 amino acids. NCBI's taxonomy places the organism in Eukaryota, Metazoa, Arthropoda, Insecta, Diptera, Drosophilidae. Gene Ontology annotation, molecular function: spermidine synthase activity. The record is from RefSeq and is a predicted model, not a curated record. Gene Ontology annotation, biological process: spermidine biosynthetic process. The transcript is spliced from 2 exons.